Molecule: messenger RNA, 3033 nt
Organism: Cyprinus carpio (common carp)
Lineage: Eukaryota; Metazoa; Chordata; Actinopteri; Cypriniformes; Cyprinidae
Exons: 1
Source: RefSeq, a predicted model, not a curated record
GCAAACAGUUUAACUGCAAUUGUGAUGUGUAAGAUGAAAAGUGUGUUGCAGUGGACAAGAAGUGACCUGAAUGCUGUUUUGAUCCACGGAAAUGACCUGUACAGUGCAAUGAGAGACGCAGGGAAGAUCAACGAUCCUGAAUCAGGCUUCAUAGCUGUUCAUGAGCUACCAGACACACACACUCUGAAAGAUUGUCAGUUUACAAUAAACUAUGGUGAAACAUUGACUGGCUUGUUUGGUGUCAAUAAAUAUGAUGGUGAACUACGAGGGUAUGCAAUGUCAUUUGAUGAAGCAGUAAAUCGAGCAUUCCAGAGGUUUGAUGCAUGCUUAGUGAAUAUUAAGCUAACCAUAUGUGCAGCUGUCAGAGAAGGUUCCUGGUAUGCAGUGAUUGAUCCACAUUCAAGACGCUUUGAUGGCAGAUGUGUAGCUGACGGUAAGAGUGUAGUGGUUUACCAUCGUGACUUGCAUUCUCUGAUUGUUCAUUUCCGGAAACUCGCUGCGUCUAUUAAUGCACGUUACCAUGAGUUUGAGGUAACUGGGGUCAAUGCAGUUAUGAUUGACAGAAACGAUCAACAGGGUAAGCCAUUCUGUCCAGUGAUCCAGAACACUGAACGAGCAGUGAAAGAGAGUGAAGGUGAUGUUGGCUGCACUCAAUCUCUGAGUGAUUUUGUAAACUCUGUGAACGAAACUUGUGUAGAACAGAAAACGGAAAUGGCUUCAUACACAGCUCAUGGAAAUGCAGGUGAUGUUGAAUUUAUUUCAGAAAGUGCCAGUGAUUCUAUACAGUUUAGUCCAUUAACACUUGAGCAACAAAAGAGUGUUUGCUUAAAGCUGAAUAUUGCAAAUGUUGUAAAAAAACAAAAGAAUCCAAAUGUGAUGCCAAUGGAAAUUUCUGAGCCUUGUGAAACUAUGAAAAUUGUUAAAGACGCAAACUGCUUUUUUCGAGCCUUAGCCUAUGGUGUAAGUGGAACGGAACGAGAACACAGAAAAGUAAGACGGGCUGUAGUUACACACAUACUGCAGAAUGAAGAAAAGUAUGCACAGUAUCUCAGACAAGGAUACAGCUCUGUACCAGAGUACAUUGCCACAUCAAGAAUGAAAUUUGUUGGAAAUUGGGCAACAGAGAUGGAAAUACAAGCAGCCAGUGAUUUAAUUGGUGUAGACAUUCUUACAUACAGUCAAGAGAAAUGGUUUAAGUUUUCAUCUUCAAAUGUGUCCUUUAAUACACAUGGCUGUCAAGACAUCAGCAUAUAUUUGAAACAUGUGAAUAGCUGUCAUUAUGAAGUCGUCGUAUGUGGAAAAAGCAAGGACGGUAACUGUGCUUCCCUUUGUAAAUCAGCAAUUCAAGAUCCAUUGUUUAAUGUAGCAACAAAUGUGUCUUCAGAGUCAUGUGAGGAUUAUAAGAAGAAACUUAAAUGCAACAAUAGUCCUGAGUUCAAAGAAGACAAACAAGUGAAGUCAAAGAAAAGAUUCCAUGAGGACGAAAGUUACAUUUCAAUGAUGAAAUCCAUCAAUAAAAAAUAUAAGAAAAAUGGAAAAGUAAAGAAAAGUGUGGACAAAUCAAAUGACAAAUCCAAUGAUGUACACUGCGAAGCUGUGUCAGAAGUGGAAGUUGAUAUUGCCUGCAGUCAAUCUUUGAGAGAUGUUAUAAACACAGAUAAAGUAUCUGUGAACGAAAUGUAUACGGAAAAAAAAACAGAAACACCUUUUUUAUACCUAACAAAUGAAAAUGCAAGUGAUGUUGAAUUUAUUUCAGAAACUGCUACUGUUUCUUUACAAAGUGUGGAAAAGUACAAAACAAAUGACACAGAUGACCAAUCAGAUGAUUUAAAGUGCAAAGCUGUGUCCCAAAUGGAAGCUGAUGUUGUCUGCAGUCAAUUUUCGAGUGAUUUCAUAAGUACAGAUGAAGUAUCCGUGAAUGAAAUGUGUGCUGAACAGAAAACAGAAAUGCCUUCUUUGUACCUAACAAAACAGAUUGCAGGUGAUGUUGAAUUUAUUUCAGAAACUGCCACUGUUUCUUUUCAGUUUAGCCCAUUAACAGUACAGCAACAAAAGAGUGUUUGCUUAAAGCUGAACAUCGUAAAUGUUGUAAUAGAACAGAAUAAUCCAAAUGAGAUCGUUGAAAUGGCUGAGCCUUGUGAAACGAAAGAAAUUUUGGAGGAUGGUAAUUGUUUUUUUAGAGCCAUAGCGUAUGCUAUAAGUGGAAGUGAAGAAGAACACAGAAAAGUAAGACGGGCUGUAGUUACACACAUACUACACAAUGAAGAAAAGUAUGUACAGUAUCUCAGACAAGGAUACAGCUCUGUACCAGAAUACAUUGCCACAUCAAGAAUGAAAUAUGUUGGAACUUGGGCGACAGAGAUGGAAAUACAAGCAGCCAGUGAUUUAAUUGGUGUAGACAUUUUUACAUAUAGUCAAGACAAAUGGAUAAAAUAUAAAUCUUCAAACGUCUCCUCUAAUAGACAGAGCUGUCAAGACAAGGGAAUUUAUUUGCAACAUGUGAAUAGCUGUCAUUAUGAAGUUGUUGUAUGUGUAAAAACCAACAACAAUACCUGUGCUUGCUUUUGUAAAGCAUCUUCUCAAGGUUCAACCUAUUUAAAAACUAGCUCAGACCCACGUAAGCUUUAUAAGCAGAGACUGCAAUAUAGUCGUGAUCAUGAUUUUAAAGAAAAUAAAAAAAUGGAAACUAAGCAAAGAUAUGAUGAGAAUGAAACUUACAAAGAGACAAAAAUUAAAUGCAGUACUAAAAAGUACAAGGUAAACAAAUGGCAUCAAGAAAAAGUACGCAAAUACAGCACAGAUAAAUACAGAUUGAAUGAUUUGCAUUGUGAGGCAGUAAAACAAUAUAGUAUACAAAAGUACCAUACAGACAAAGCACAUAAAGACACUGUCAAACAGUUGAGUAUUCAAAAGUAUAAUGAAAAUAUAGCACACAGAGAGUCUGUCAAACAGUUGAGUAUUCAAAAAUAUUAUGAAAACACAGAACACAGAGAGUCGGUCAAAAAGAUGAGCAUUCAGAAAUAUAAGAAAAAG